UGUCGAGCUCAGGUGUAUUUGGUGAAGUCAGAAUGUCCGUGUUAGAAGAUGACAAGUUACAAAGCGAGACUCACCGUAGACUGGCAAAGUUCAAUGCCAUUAGAGGUACAGAAGUGCGGCCUGGGGAGUUUUGGGAUGCAGUUGUCAUUACGGCAGCAGACAAACAACAAGAGUUGGCUUAUCAGCAGCAGAUAGCAGAUAAACUCACAAGAAAAGAACUUCCUCUUGGAGUCCGUUAUCAUGUUUUUUCUGAUCCACCGGGACCCAAAAUAGGAAAUGGAGGAUCAACUCUUUACGCACUCAAGUGUUUGGAGCAGAUCUAUCCAAAUGAAUUGGAAAAUUUUACUAUUAUUUUAAUCCAUGCCGGUGGUUACAGUCAACGUUUGCCAAAUGCAAGUGCUUUGGGGAAAAUUUUUACAGCUUUACCUCUUGGAGAUCCUAUUUACCAAAUGUUAGAGCUCAAGUUAGCCAUAUAUAUUGAUUUUCCAACAAACAUGAAUCCCGGAGUCUUGAUCACCUGUGCAGAUGACAUAGAACUUUAUAGCAGUGGAGAUUCUGAAGUCAAAUUUGAUAGAUCAGGUAUUACUGCUUUGGCUCAUCCAUCAACAUUAGCUAUAGGGACAACACAUGGUGUGUUUGUUCUAGAGCAAUCUGAUUCGUUGGAAGACCAAGAAACUGAAUAUAGACCAUGCAAGGCUUAUCUUCAUAAACCUACUGUUCAGAAGAUGCUUGAAGCAGGAGCUGUCCAGAGAAAAAAACCCUGUAAGCUCGGCGAUAAUGAGCUUUACACUGAAAUAGUGUACACAGACAGUUUAUUUUAUAUGGAUCAUACUACUGUAAAUUUAUUGCUUAGGUUUUUUAAUGAACUGGGAAGCCUUUGUUGUGAAAUAGAUGCUUAUGGAGAUUUCCUGCAAGCACUUGGCCCCAAUGCAACUAUAGAAUACACCGAAAAUAUUGCUAACGUUACAAAAACAGAUUCCCAACUGAUUGAUGUAAGAAAGAAGAUAUAUUAUCUUCUACAUGGAACCAGUUUUAAUGUAAUAGCAUUAAAUAACUCAAAGUUUUACCACAUAGGGACCACGCAUGAGUACUUAUACCAUUUUACUUCAGAUACCAAGCUUCAGGCAGAGCUGGGAUUGCAGCGUAACGUUUUUAGUAUCUUCUCUGAUCGAGAUCGGAAUACUAAUGCGAAAGCAUGUGUCAUUCAUAGUGUAUUAGAUUCAAAGACGACUAUUUUACCUCAUUCUGUAAUUGAGUAUUCCAGCCUAGGCCCUGAUGUUUCUGUGGGAGAAUAUUGUAUCAUUAGCAGCUCACGCAUAAAUAUUCAGUCACACAUACCAGCCAAAACGUUUGUGAGUUCAUUAAGUCUGAUGAUUGACAGACAGCUGAUGUAUGCGACGAUCAUAUUUGGUAUAGAUGACGAGUUAAAAAAGAAUGUGACAUCGUUGUCAGAGCUACACUUACUUCAGAUAUUUGGUAAGAGCUUUCUGGAUUGCUUGAAUCUCUGGGGCCUUAAUGUUUCACAGGCGCUUUUCUCUGGGGACCAAAAAUCUCUGAGUUUGUGGAAAGCUCGAAUAUUUCCAGGGUGUUCCACUUUACAGGAGUCUGUUAAACUAGCUUCAGAAAUGCUUAAUGCACAGCUCAGCAAUUCAUUCCUGAAGUUUGGACACCUGAAAAUGUUGUCAAUUGAGGAGAUGCUGUCAUACAAAGAUGUGAAAGAAAUGCUCAGAUUCAGGCAACAUCUAUAUGAAGAAAUAAUGACUCAAAGAUAAAUUGAAAUGUAAACUUCCUGGAAUCUGCUUAUUUGAUGUAUUUUUUAAAGUAAUCAGGGGCACCGUAUUGCUUCCAUAUAACUAUAUCAAUUGAGAGCAUCUUCUACUAAUAUUGUAAACCCAGCUAAAUAACCUCUCAAGAGUUUUUUUUUUUAAAUAAUUAGUUCUUUUUGCCAUCUUAAUCAGUGACUAGAACAAAGGUAAAACCUAUACUCUCAACAUUCAAAAUUAUAUUAUAACUUCCAUAGGAUGUGAGGACAAACAAUAUAUACUUAGUAUAAUUUGUUAGAGCAUGUAAUUUUAUUACUAGCAAUGCUGCAACCCCAUUUGUGGGGUUAAACACAUAGUUAAAGUACUACUCUGAAUUGCAUCAAUGUCCGUUUCCGCUCAAGACCAACAGUACUCAUCAGGGGUUAAAGACAGAGUUCUUAGUUGAAAGCUAAACCUAGGUAGGCUUAUAUGUUUAAUUUCUAAGCCCUUGAAGGCCGCCGCUUAUCUCAAUGCAUUUGACAGUUUUUCACAGCUAGAGGGCGUUAGUUCAUGCGUACCAUUUUAGAUAACACUGUGCUCACACCCGUGGAGUUACUUAUAAGAGGGCACUGAUUGGCUAGAAUUCAAGUCUGUCUAAAUAACUGAAAUAAGAGGGCAGUCUGCAGAGGCUUAGGUAAUCACAGAAGUUACAAGUAUAUUAAUAUAACUGUUGGCUAUGCAAAACUGGGGAAUGGGUUAUAAAGGGAUUAUCUUUCUUUUUAAACAAUACAAAUUCUGGUGUAGACUGCCCCUUUAACAAUAAAUGUAUUCUUUUAAACCAAGUCAAAAGAGACGUUUAUGAUUCUGAUAGAGCAGUCGUUUUAAGACAUUUUCCAAUUUACUUCCAUUAUCAAAUUUUGCACAGUCUUUAUAUUUACAAUUUCUGGGGGACAAGAUCCUACUGAGCAUGUGCACAAGCUCACAUGGUAUACAUAUACUAGUCUGUGAUUGGCUGAUGGCUGUCGUAUGAUACAGGGGGCCGGGAAAAAAAGAGAAAAAUAAAUUUGUCUGAAAAAAAUCUACUGUUUAUUUGAAAUCCAGAGUGUUAUUGAAUUGUUUUUUAUUAUUGUGCACUUGUUAAUUAUGUAAUUCUACAGCAUUGAGUGUUCCUUUAAAUCGCACAUAAAAUGUGUCAUUAAAGGGACAGUAAACAUAAAAAUAAAAACUGUUUAAAGCA
Molecule: messenger RNA, 2979 nt
Organism: Bombina bombina (fire-bellied toad)
Lineage: Eukaryota; Metazoa; Chordata; Amphibia; Anura; Bombinatoridae
Gene: FPGT
Product: fucose-1-phosphate guanylyltransferase
Exons: 4
Coding region: 33-1772 (579 amino acids)
Molecular function (GO): transferase activity, transferring phosphorus-containing groups
Source: RefSeq, a predicted model, not a curated record